Molecule: messenger RNA, 1769 nt
Organism: Antrostomus carolinensis (chuck-will's-widow)
Lineage: Eukaryota; Metazoa; Chordata; Aves; Caprimulgiformes; Caprimulgidae
Gene: NRP2
Product: neuropilin 2
Exons: 9
Biological process (GO): axon guidance
Cellular component (GO): postsynaptic membrane; plasma membrane; glutamatergic synapse
Molecular function (GO): semaphorin receptor activity
Source: RefSeq, a predicted model, not a curated record
CUCAGCCGUGCGGGGGCCGCUUGAACUCCAAGGAUGCCGGGUACAUCACCUCCCCAGGGUACCCCAAUGACUACCCCUCCCACCAGAACUGCGAGUGGGUCAUCUAUGCCCCUGAAUCCAACCAGAAGAUUAUCCUCAACUUCAAUCCUCACUUUGAAAUCGAAAAGCACGACUGCAAGUAUGACUACAUUGAGAUCCGAGAUGGGGACAGUGAAGCAGCAGACCUGCUGGGCAAGCACUGUGGGAACAUAGCACCUCCUACCAUCAUCUCUUCUGGCCCCUCUCUCUAUAUCAAGUUCACCUCAGACUAUGCAAGGCAAGGUGCCGGCUUCUCCCUGCGCUACGAGAUCUACAAGACAGGCUCUGAGGACUGCUCCAGAAACUUCACUGCCUCCAAUGGCACUAUUGAGUCUCCAGGUUUCCCUGACAAGUAUCCACACAACCUGGACUGCAUCUUCACCAUCAUAGCCAAGCCAAAGACAGAAAUCCUCCUCCACUUUCUGCUCUUUGACCUCGAGCAUGACCCGCUACAGGCAGGGGAAGGAGACUGCAAGUACGACUGGCUGGACAUCUGGGAUGGCAUCCCUCAGGUUGGCCCCUUGAUAGGCAGGUACUGUGGCACUAAGAUGCCAUCAGACAUCCGCUCAACCACCGGCGUCCUCUCGCUCACCUUCCACACGGACCUGGCAGUGGCUAAAGAUGGUUUCUCUGCUCAGUAUUACUUGAUCCAGCAGGAAGUCCCAGAAAACUUCCAGUGCAACGUGCCACUGGGGAUGGAGUCUGGCAGGAUCUCCAACAUGCAGAUCAGUGCCUCCUCCAGUUACUCGGAUGGACGAUGGACUCCUCAACAGAGCCGGCUUAACAGUGAUGACAAUGGCUGGACCCCUAAUGUAGACAGCAACAAAGAAUACCUCCAGGUGGACCUCCACUUCCUGACUGUGCUCACAGCCAUUGCCACACAGGGUGCCAUCUCCAGAGAAACCCAGAAUGGCUACUAUGUCCGUACCUACAAGCUGGAGGUCAGCACCAAUGGGGAGGAUUGGAUGAUGUACCGACAUGGGAAAAACCACAAGACAUUUCAGGCCAACGAGGAUGCCACAGAGGUGGUUCUCAACAAGAUCCACAGUCCGGUGCUCACACGCUUUGUGCGCAUCCGUCCCCAGAGCUGGCACAACGGCAUUUCCCUGAGGCUGGAGCUGUAUGGCUGCCGCAUCACCGAUUCGCCCUGCUCCAACUUGCUGGGAAUGCUUUCCGGACUCAUCCCUGACUCACAGAUCUCAGCCUCUUCCAUCAGAGGCUACGACUGGUCUCCCAGCAUGGCCCGCCUGGUGAGCAGCCGCUCAGGCUGGUUUCCUCGUGUCCCCCAAGCCCAGCCUGGGGAGGAGUGGCUGCAGGUGGACCUUGGCAUCCCGAAAAAUAUCAAAGGUGUGAUUAUCCAGGGGGCUCGUGGAGGGGACAGUGUGACCACCACCGAGUCCCGCUCCUUUGUGAAGAAGUUUAAGGUGGCCUACAGCAUGAAUGGAAAGGACUGGGACUUCAUCCAGGACCCCAAAACAAUGCAAGCCAAGCUUUUUGAAGGCAACAUCCAUUAUGAUAUCCCUGAAGUCCGGAGGUUUGACCCUGUUCCUGCCCAGUAUGUCCGAGUGCACCCAGAGAGGUGGUCUCCAGCGGGAAUAGGAAUGCGCCUGGAGGUGCUGGGCUGUGACUGGACAGGUAGGAGCCCCUGUGUCUCUGCCCACUGGCUCCAUCGGGGCCGCAUCAGGCAGUAA